This is a messenger RNA of Procambarus clarkii (red swamp crayfish), 2490 nucleotides long. RefSeq lists its product as uncharacterized. The record is from RefSeq and is a predicted model, not a curated record. NCBI's taxonomy places the organism in Eukaryota, Metazoa, Arthropoda, Malacostraca, Decapoda, Cambaridae.
AAGUCAGCGCAGCAUGGCGGCGCACCUUAUAAAUAACCCCCCUGGCCGCCACGCCGGCUCAUUGAUCCCUGCUCCCUCAACCAAGCCACAAUCUCGCUACUGACCUCCGCUGAGAAACAUAUUACAUUACAUAUAUAUAUAAAUAUACAGCAAGAGUGCCCACUUCGCUAUUCCAUCUCUUGUAUUUGAGACAAGCAUCGACUUCGAAGGGCCUUGUCGACUUCGAGGAGCUGAAGAUGGCGUCGCUACCCGUGUCUGCCACUCGUGAGGCCGUCAUGUCCCAGGAGCUGACCAGGUUCUGGAGGAGUGUGGCCAGAAAGUUCGAGAGGGCGUUGUCCCCUGGGGCACUCAUCCCCCAUCUGCCCCCGCUAACUACCUGGGAACAGCACCUCCACCACCAGGAUAAGGAGGAGGCGAGGAAGCAGCAGCAGCAGGAAGAGGAAGAGAGUUGUUUAGAGGCGCUCCACCAUCACCACCACCAUCAUCAUACUACGCUUGAAGAAUGUGAUACUAGGUGGAGCGAUGGUGUGCGUGUUGUGGACGGCAGCCUGGUGGGGGAUGUGCCCACCUCAUACAGGGUGGAGGGCCUCCUGGCACACGAGCGACCUGUUGUGGGCACCUAUGUUGACCCUGCCAUCACUGUUGGCUUCUGCUACCAUGUUAGACAUGCAGAUUCAACAAAGCUACUCUUUAAGGGGCGGGCCUUGAGGUUGAUAUCGGUGGGCGCCGGCUACGGCAAGAGGAUUACCUUUGCUGGAGAUUCUUACAACGUCAACAAUAACUACUUCUGGUCUGACACUCACCCUGAAGGAUAUGGCUUUGGACUGUGUCUUGUCCAGGAGGGGGACAAGUUUACUCUGAAAGAUGCUAAUAACCUGCCAGUAGCUACAGCAGAGGUCCUCAAAAUCAGGGGGCCCCAAGUAGAAGUCGGUCACAAUCUCCAAAAUGGUGUAAUUGAGAAGCGGGCUAAGGUAUCACUACAAUGUAAAGUUUUCUUCUUCGGAGAGUUAAACAAGGAACAAGUGUUGAUGGUGAAGGGCGUGGCUAUAGCGGUUAGGGCCAAAGGUUCCAGAGCCGCUGCUUCCCUUAAGGAAAUUAAGGAGUGCAGUGUUGGGGGAGAGCGCGGGUACACGCUGGUGGCCGGGGAGGACACUUCCUCUGUUAUCUCAGUUGUCAAUGGUGAUAAGAUUGGUGAUGUCCCAGCCAAGUACUCUAUUAAAGGUCUUCUGCCACACGAGAUGCCAGUCAUUGGGACAUAUGUGGAUCCACGUAUUCUCACAGGCUUCAAAUAUCGUGUCCGUGCUGCAGACUCGAAAAAAUUAUUGUUUAAUGGCGACGCUCUAGUUUUGCAAGCUAUUGGUCGUGGGUACGGUAAACGACUAACCUUUGCAAGUAAUAAUCUAAACAACAAUGGGAACUAUUUUUGGAGCGACACAAAUCCUGAAGGUUACGGCUUCUCCAUCGAAGCUGUCAGUCCCGGUGAUAAAUUUAGAAUUAUGACCUCGUCUGGGAAAGAGCUUGGGCAUGCACAAGUGUUCCGCGCAGAUGCCCCUCAGAUGGAGGAAAGCUGUGUUGUGUCGCCAGAAGGGCACGUGAUUAAGCGAGUGCGUGUCACUGUCACUUGUGAUACUACAUUCCAUGGCGAGGAUGACCAUACUCUGAUUGUUACUGGAACAGCCAUAGUGGUGCGGCGUGGGCGGAAGGCAACGGUGCAGAAGCUGGAAGAUGUGGCACUGGGAUCACAGAUGAAUGUUCUCUACAGACAUAUCAGCGAGACAAUAUUAUUUUUCAAAGAGUAAAUUUCUUGCGUAAUUCGAUAAAAUACAUAAAAAUUUAAAUAUUAAUGGUUUAUGAGUAACGCUGCAUUCACCAUUGAAACCGGAAUUUAAUUCAAGUCAGGCUGCACCGAUAAAAGCUUAUAAGAACAUACAAUAUAGGACAGUACAUAUUUCCAUUUGUAUAUUUGUCAUAUCUUCAAGCCUUAAUGUGUAACAUUAAUUCUCUUAAUCUGUCUCGUUUGCCAUCAUAAGAGCUUCAGUACAUAAUAUACUGCCCCAUGAUAAUGGGAUAAAGUUUUAACUGUGUACUUACUAAUUAUAGAUAUGCUUACCUAUUUAUUUACAUUCAUAUUUAAGAAGGUACAGUAAAGACCCAAUAUAUGUGUAAGUGUAUUGAAACUAACAUUUUUGGAUGCACCUUACAUCCUUUGUCAAGGUGCUGUCGAUGUAGGUGGCAUCCAAAAAUUUGGUUUUAAUACACUUGCACUUAUAUUGGGUCUUUCCUUCACCUUCAUUCAAGCACUAUAAGAUUGUAGUAAGUUCGUCCAUUCAUAUUUAUUUGUAGGUUUAAAUAUUUCAUGCACCCUGCCGUGGCUUGUGAUAUGAACACUUGGCCCUUCCAAAAAAUAAAAAAAACUACCUAAGUAGAUAUAAGAUGAUUAAUUUACUGUCGAAAUAUAUUUCUGCUAUAAAAAUAAAUUGUAUUUUAUAU